AAGCAGGUGGAGAGUUUCUCCAUUUUACAAAUCCUUGUUUGACUCCAUGCAAACGGCUCACUAAGAAUGGCAAAAAUGAGUCUCUCCUCCUACAUAUUAAUACUAACUUUUUCUUUGCUUUCUCAAGGCAUUUUACUUUCAGCAUCCAAGCCCAUAAGAAAUUUAGAAGAUGACAUGGUAUUUAACACAUUCAGGCUGGGGAAAGCCUUUCAAAAGGAAGAUACUGCAGAAAAAUCAGCCGUUGCUCCUUCCCUGGAACAAUAUAAAAAUGAUGAAAGCGGUUUCAUGAGUGACGAGGAAAACAAGAAUUCAAAGAAUGCAGGCUCCAAACACACUUUCUUGAAUCAUGGUCUGCCACUGAAUCUGGCUAUAAAACCUUUUCUUGCGCUAAAAGGAUCUGUAGCUUUUCCAGCUGAGAAUGGAGUUCAGAAUAUUGAAUCAACACAAGAAAAGAGAGAAAUUGGGGAUGAAGAAAACUCAGCUAAAUUUCCUAUAGGAAGGAGAGAUUUUGACAGUGAGUAG
Messenger RNA from Miniopterus natalensis, 522 nucleotides. RefSeq names its product pro-melanin concentrating hormone (gene PMCH). The record is from RefSeq and is a predicted model, not a curated record. Gene Ontology annotation, molecular function: type 1 melanin-concentrating hormone receptor binding; melanin-concentrating hormone activity. Lineage: Eukaryota; Metazoa; Chordata; Mammalia; Chiroptera; Miniopteridae. Gene Ontology annotation, biological process: chemical synaptic transmission; behavior.